Molecule: messenger RNA, 2830 nt
Organism: Helobdella robusta
Lineage: Eukaryota; Metazoa; Annelida; Clitellata; Rhynchobdellida; Glossiphoniidae
Exons: 12
Coding region: 416-2623 (735 amino acids)
Cellular component (GO): eukaryotic translation initiation factor 4F complex
Molecular function (GO): protein binding; mRNA binding; translation initiation factor activity
Source: RefSeq, a predicted model, not a curated record
AUCUACUACCAAUGCUACUGCUUCAGAAACUAUUGCAAGCAUAAGUGAAGCAGAGGUUGUUAAUAGAAGUGAUAGUGAAAAUGCACUUGGCGAUGGAACUACUGAUGAUAAUAACGGGGAUGAUAUUGCAAGGAAGGAAGUGUUGCCUAGGAAAGGAUCAAAACCUCAGUUGAAGUAUACAUAUUCUGAAGAUCAAUGGUCACCACUGAACCCUGAAGGGAAGAAAUGUUACGACCGAAACUUUCUGUUGCAAGUUCAAUUUUCCGAAGCCAUCACUAAACCCGACCUUCCCCCGCUUGACAUCGUUCUCAGCAAGCCAAACCUGAGCAGACAAGAUUCCCUCCUGUCGAAUGCCAGCGGUGGAGAACAAUUUCCAAAUGACUUUUCAAAUUAUGUCCGAUCAUCAUCCUCUUCUAUGAACAGAGGAUACUCGGCAAAGAAAGGACAAGAAGGUAACAGGCAGAACCAGGCCAAACGACAACUGAGCAACGAUCAAGUCCAGAGGAAAGUUAUCGAAUUUAGGCUUCAGAAUGACAUAACUCUGCAUACAGCUGAAAAUGCAUGGAAACCUAAGAAAGAAGCUUCAAGUGAAACCGAGGUUGUUUACAAGAAAAUUCGUGCCAUCCUGAACAAGUUAACUCCCCAGAAGUUUCAAACUCUCAUUGAGCAGGUCCGACAUCUGCCCAUCAACACAGAGGAAAGAUUGAAAGGGUGCAUUAAUAUCAUAUUUGAAAAGGCUGUCAGUGAACCAAACUUUGCAAUUGCCUAUGCCAACAUGGCUAAAUGCCUCUUUGGGAUGAAUGUACCAUUGGAUUCAAAGCCUGAGGAAACGGUUUCAUUUCGGAAGCUUCUGCUUACCAAGUGUCAGAUUGAGUUUGAGAAAGAUAAGGAGGAGGAGGAGGUGAUAGCUGUUAUCCAAUCCAAGAUAGAUGAUGCUACCUUGAGUGAAGAUGAUAAAAAAAAAUUAAUUGAAGAGAAGAACGAUGCAAUGUGGAAAGCCAAGAAACGUUCACUAGGUAAUAUAAAAUUCAUCGGGGAGCUCUUCAAACUAAAGAUGCUUACAGAGAAAAUUAUGCACGAAUGUUUGACAAAGUUGUUUAAAUUCACUGAGGAUGAGGAUAGUCUAGAGUGCCUCUGCCAACUUAUGUCCACCAUUGGAAAAGAUAUAGAUCAAGGCCCAUCAAAGAUUCACAUGGAUGCCUAUUUUGAUCGCAUGAAGAACUUUGUGAACAUGAAGAAAUCCUCACAGAGAAUCCGCUUUAUGAUGCUAGAUGUUAUCGAUCUCAGGAAAUCGGGCUGGGUGCCGAGACGAGAGAACAAUCCAAAGACAAUCGAUCAGAUUCACCAGGAAGCCAAACAGGAAGAAGAAGAGAGGCAACAGAAGGCUGCUAUGUUUGAUCAGGCACAGAGGAAAAAGCAAGCGGAGCAUCGUUUCAACCAGCCCAACAUGAUGUCUCAAUCGUCCAACAAUAUCAAAGAAGAUGGUUGGACAAAUGUUUCUAGACCACCCAAGGCCACUCCUUUGGACAUGUCGAAAAUCAAACUGACCAGGACAAAUGUGGAUGACAACAUACAGUUGGGACCCGGUGGUCGAGGUGGCUGGGGUAGAGGUAGCAUGGGUGGUGCUGCAUUGAAAGCUGCUGCACCUCCAGAACCUGAAAAACCAUUAUUAAACAGAUUUUCCCUCCUCUCAAAUUCGAUUGAUUCAACGACGGACUCAUCAAGAUCAGGAGCGAGCCUACAGCUUCCAUCUCGUGACUCAUACAAGGGUAGGUCGUCAGGACCACAGAACCAGUCUAAAGUUCAAACUCUAGGAAGAAGCUCACACGAAAAACCUUCAUAUCAAUUGUCAGAAGAAAGACCCAAAUCACCGCAGCAACAACCAAUGAUACCCUUUCAGCAUUCACAUUCACUCCGACCACAACAACCCAUCACUGAAUCGCUAAUGAUGACAACGACGCCACUUACAAUGACGACGACAACUAAAACAUCAGCAUCAGUUUUAUCAUCUGAGGAGCUAGAGCGAAAAGCUCAAAAUAUAAUCGAUGAAUACUUACACUUGAACGACGUUAAAGAAGCUCUGGAAUGUAUCGCUGAUCUCAACGUAAAAGAAAACGAACUGAACGCUCGUCGAUUUUUCUACAAAUCCAUGGAGUACACAGUUGAGAGAUCCAGUCAAGUUCGAAACCAGAUAGGCACGCUUCAUCGCCAUCUAUUGAAGAAAAAUCUUGUUCAAUCACCCUUAUGUUACACUGCAGCACUCACCAGACUAUCACACUUUGCACUUGAUGCAGUUAUUGACAUACCUCAAAUCUGGGAGUACAUUGGGGAAAUCGUCUGUCCACUUUUCUUGGAGAGUCAUGAUAUUCCAUUAAACUUUUUAGUGGCUCCGUUUGCCAGGAUCAAGGAAGAGGAAGACUUUGAGUACUGUGGAGCUGACGUUGAGGAUAAUAGGGCUAGAUUGAUGGCAGUAGUUGUUGAUGCUCUCAGCAAACAUCUGGGCCACCAUGCAGCCAGUGAUCUCUGGAAGAAGUCAAAAUUGAAGUGGGAAGACCUGGUGAAAUGUACACCAGUCACAGAAUUCGUCCGCAAAUUUGUAAGUGGAUUACCAAUAGAGCCAUAAAGUGCGAGCGUUUCGUUUUGUAUUUUAUGUAAAUUAUAUUAGGAUAACAGUAUUUUUAUAUAAUGAAAGGAUAAAUAGGUAAAGGUAUUUAUAUAUAUUGCAAUAUAUUCCUCAUUGUCUUUCAACCUAUUACGUUGUACUUAUUUAUAUAUGUAUUUUUAUGUAUUUAUUUGUGCUUCAUAAAAAUAAAAAUGACAUUUAAAGUGU